AAGGCAAUCAAAGAGUACAUGAUACAUGUACAAUCCCCUCUAGUAGGUCCUAAACAAAGAUAAUCUGGAUCACAAAUCUCAAACUGAGGAUACCAUACCAUACUCUACCACGUACAGAUCUCUGUCUGUCUCUACUUUCUCUCUGUCCUUCUCUCUCACCAAACCUCAACUUUCCCCUUCUUUCAGGCCUCCCCCUCUAUAUAAGCUGCCAAUCAUGCAUCCUUGGCAACAAAGCCAAAAACCCAAGAAAGGAGACACUGAUCAUUCUUGCCAUAUAUUCUACCAUAUAUACAUACAUAUACACACAAUUUCUGUAUAUAUUUCUUGCUAACCAUUGUUGCUGCUAGUUGCUUCUUCUUCUUCUCCUCUACCUUGUCAUCGUCCGUAGUAGAAGUAAUCAAGAAUUCAAGAUUCUCAUUGGCUGCUGCUGCCAUGAAGGAACGCCGCGGCAGCGCCGGCGUCUUCCCCUUCUCCAUCGGCUGCAUGUCGCAGUCCGCCGUCGACGUCGCCGACCCGCACGACAAGAAGUCGACGACGACGACGCAGAACGACCCUUCCUCCUCCUCCGCCUCCGCCGCCGCCAUGGCCGCCGCCGCACAGAGCGCGGAGGAAGAAGGCGGCGGCGAGAAGGUGAAAGGCGCCACGGCGGCGGCGGCGGCGGCGGUGGCGUCCUCUGGCAUCGUGGCCACCGGCGUGCAGCGGCUGAUCAAGGGGAUCAAGAGCCUGUCCCAGAUUUUCGCCAUGUACGACGACGAGGAGGAAGACGAAGAGGAGAGGGAGAUGGUGAUCGGGUACCCGACCGACGUGCAGCACGUCGGCCACAUCGGGUGGGACGGCAUGAACAAGGUCGGAGGCAUGGUGAACGCCUUCUCCCUCCCAUCCUCCCUCUCCCUCCGACAGCUCGAGAUGGCCAUGGAAGCAGCUCAUGCCUGAACUGAACACACACUGCAACUCUGAAUUCUCAGUCUCCUCUCCUUGCUGGCUUGCUGCAGUAUUAGCUAGCAAAAGAAAAGCAUUAUUACUGCUGCAUCAUGAAUCCAUGCAUGCAUGCAACUGAUGAAUGAUUAACAACAUGCAGGCAUGGGGUAGUGCUCUUGAUUUGAUUUGCAUAUUGAUUAGUAGUUUCCAUGUGGCUGUGUUGAACAUCAUUUCAAUUCUCUGAAUGAAUUGGUACUACAUGCAUGCAUGCAUGGCUGUGUUUCCUUCUUCUUCUUUUUUUUUUUUUGGUUUGGCCUUCAAUUCAUUUGGUUGGGCAUCAACGUGUUCAGUAGUGUGUACAUAGUUACAUGGGCAUGUGAACCUGUACAAAUUGUCAUCAACGAUAUUGACAGUGCUUGCUAUCUGUAAUAAUCUCUACAUGUGAGCUUCAUAAUCUUCUUCUUUUGUUCUCUCUCCCCUUUUCUUCUAGCUCUCUGCUGCUUUCUGUUAGCAUGUGAUCCUAGGGAUUAACUGUUCUUGUGUAAUUGUCUUGUCAGUAGCUAGCUCCUGAUGGUAAUAAAUUUGCUGCUAGAAACACCA
Messenger RNA from Oryza sativa Japonica Group (Japanese rice), 1518 nucleotides. Its product is annotated as CRIB domain-containing protein RIC4. NCBI's taxonomy places the organism in Eukaryota, Viridiplantae, Streptophyta, Magnoliopsida, Poales, Poaceae. The record is from RefSeq and is a predicted model, not a curated record.